Ornithodoros turicata is the source of this 1491-nucleotide messenger RNA. RefSeq names its product zinc finger protein 883-like. Bases 1 to 1491 code for a protein of 496 amino acids. Lineage: Eukaryota; Metazoa; Arthropoda; Arachnida; Ixodida; Argasidae. Gene Ontology annotation, biological process: regulation of transcription by RNA polymerase II. The transcript has a single exon. Gene Ontology annotation, cellular component: PcG protein complex; transcription regulator complex; chromatin. The record is from RefSeq and is a predicted model, not a curated record. Gene Ontology annotation, molecular function: RNA polymerase II cis-regulatory region sequence-specific DNA binding; DNA-binding transcription factor activity, RNA polymerase II-specific.
AUGGCACUUUUGUUAAUGUACUACGAACCUGUCUGUACUCUCACUGUUCCAUGUUUUACCAUAGCAGAAGCAGCAGCAAGUACUGGUCUACAUAUUAAGGAUGAGCCCAAAGACAUUUAUGAUACAGCAUCAUCAGGUUGCAACUCUUCAAAUGCAGAGUUCAACGUCAACAGAGCAACUGUUGAGCCUCCACUUGACAACAUGGUCCCAGUCACUGUGGAUGUUCGAUCCACAGAUACCAAGCCCGGAGACUAUGCUCCAGACGAGAGAGGGGCUCAAGAGCCAGGUGAACCAUCAGUCUCUGACCAGGAGGAGGACAGGACAUACAAGUGCAGUGUUUGUUUGGCUACAUGCAUUGACGUAGACCACAUGGAAGUUCACUGCAGAGCUGACAAAGUGAGCACAUUCACCUGUGACACAUGCCAACACAAACGGGCACACACAGGCAUGAAGCCGUACAGGUGUGAUAUGUGUUCUGUAGAGUUCAGCUACAGUGCGAACCUGCGACGUCACAGGAAGACACACACGGGAACGAAGCCGUACAAGUGUGACCUCUGUCCUGAAGAGUUCAGCUGCAGCACAGACCUGCGGCGACACGAGCUCACACAUACGGGCGAGAAGUCAUACAAGUGCGAUCACUGCCCUGCAGAGUUCAGCCGUAGCAUGGACCUUCAGCGUCACAUGCACACUGGCAAAAGGUCAUACAGAUGUGAUGUCUGUUCUGCAGAGUUCAGACACAGCUCAAACAUGCGACGUCACAUGCUCAUACACACGGGUGGGAAGCCACACAAGUGCAAUCUCUGUCCUGCAGAGUUCAGUCGCAGCACAAACCUGCAGAGCCACAAGCAGACACACACGGGUGAGAAGCCACACGAGUGUGACACCUGUCAUGCAAAAUUUAGCCGCAGCACGAACCUGCGCCGCCACAUGCUGACACACACAGGCGAGAAGCGACACAAGUGCAAUCUCUGUCCUGCAGAGUUCAGCUAUAGCACAAACCUGCAGAGCCACAAGCAGACACACGCGGGUGAGAAGCCACAGUGUGACACCUGUCAUGCAAAAUUUAGCCGCAGCACGGACCUGCGCCGCCACAUGCUGACACACACAGGCGAGAAGCCACACAAGUGCAAUCUCUGUCCUGCAGAGUUCACCUAUAGCACAAACCUGCAGAGCCACAAGCAGACACGCACGGGUGAGAAGCCACACGAGUGUGACACCUGUCAUGCAAAAUUUAGCCGCAGCACGGACCUGCGCCGCCACAUGCUGACACACACAGGCGAGAAGCCACACAAGUGCAAUCUCUGUCCUGCAGUGUUCAGCUAUGGCACAAACCUGCGGUGCCACAAGCAGACACAUACAGGUGAGAAGCCAUUCAAGUGCAGUCUCUGUUCUUCAGAGUUCAGCAAGAGGGUGCACCUGCAGCACCACAAUCUGAUGCACACUGGUGAGAAGCCAUGCAAGUGCAAUCUCUGUCCUUUAGAGUUCAGCUAA